This is a messenger RNA of Agrilus planipennis (emerald ash borer), 941 nucleotides long. Its product is annotated as PQ-loop repeat-containing protein 1. The record is from RefSeq and is a predicted model, not a curated record. Gene Ontology annotation, cellular component: trans-Golgi network; endosome. Gene Ontology annotation, biological process: retrograde transport, endosome to Golgi; phospholipid translocation. NCBI's taxonomy places the organism in Eukaryota, Metazoa, Arthropoda, Insecta, Coleoptera, Buprestidae. The coding region runs from base 174 to 641 and encodes 155 amino acids. The transcript has 3 exons.
GGUUGCCGUAUUACCGUAGAAUAUUUGAACUUUUGAACAGCUGUAAGAAAAGUAGAAGUGAAUAGAAGUUGACAUUUCUGUUGACAUUUAAGCAGUUCGCUUCACACGGGUACCUCGACGCGAUUUAAAUGCAAAAACAUGCAUAUCCAUGAUAUUUAGCUUUAGUUAAAAAGAUGGACUGGGUUAUAUCAGACGAGCUGUCUCUCACAGUGGGAAACGUGGUAGGCUGGAUCAGUGCAGGAGCUAUGGUGAUAGGUGGUGUUAUACCAUACAUCCCUCAAUAUAGACAAAUUAAAAAGACUCAAGAUGCCGAUGGUUUUUCUCUGCAUGUUUGUCUCGCUCUUCUUAUAGCUAAUACACUCCGAAUAUUGUUUUGGUUUGGUAGACAUUUCGAGUAUCCCUUACUAAUACAGAGUAUUAUUAUGAAUAUAACAAUGUUUGUUAUGGUUCAUUUGUGCGUUCAAGUAAGAAACAAGAAUCAGUUAAUUCAAGCACGUCAAAGGAUAUUUACAGAUUGUAUACACUUGUAUGUAUUCUCAAUCAUAAGAAGUAUGUAUUCUUACUCACAAGAAAACGUUUAUAGGAGGGGUGGGCUAGCUUUUUGUGACGUAAUACUUAUUAGGGGGUCGCUGAAAGUGUGACUACUUAGCGUGACGAAAGGGGGGGAGGGAUCCAGAAAGGUGAAAUUCAGAAUGACGUAUUUUAUGGAUAGUUUCUUAUUAAUUACAAAUAUUAAAUGAUCAUAAUUAAUUUGGCCGAUUUAUAUAAAUAAAAAGGAUGGGAUUCAGAAGGUUUUUAUGUUUCGAAUUUGGCAGAAAAAUGGUAUGGGAAUUAAAAUUAUGAAAUUAUAUGCUACAUUUUCUAAUAAAACAAAAAAUUAAAUAAGUGUUAUUUAAGUUAACUCAUCUGAAUCCUAAAAUCCUUACAAUGAGUGCAUACUG